ACCCGCUCUAAACGCACAGUUCCAAAAGAGAAACACCAGGUAAAAGUUAGCUCGUGGAAUUUAGAGGAUUUUUCUGUUGUUUUUCGUUGUUGUUUAAGUUGUAAAACGAACCUUGUAAUCGUGCAUUAUGUCCACUUCGGUCACAUGCAUUGCGCCGGUGAAUAUUGCCAUUAUAAAAUACUGGGGAAAGCGUGACGAUGACCUGAUUUUGCCGAUAAACGAUUCUAUCAGCGUUACCCUCUCGACGGACAACCUACGUACGAAAACCACGAUCACUGCCGGUCCAGAGAUAGCAAAGAAUGUGCUUCGCUUAAAUGGCGUGGAAGAGUCGUUCGAGAAUCCACGUAUCCAACGAUGCCUUCAGGAAGUGCGUAGGAGAGCUAAAGCUUCUGGCAAAUGUCCGAAGCCCGAGAUGCUGGAGUGGAACAUUCUGGUGGAGUCGGAGAACAAUUUUCCUACCGCCGCAGGGUUGGCCUCCAGUGCGGCAGGAUAUGCUUGUUUCGUGUAUACAUUGGCAACGCUUUAUGGAAUCGAAAGUGAAGAGUUGAGCGGUAUAGCUCGCAUGGGAAGUGGUUCGGCCUGUCGCAGUCUUCAUUCCGGGUACGUGCAAUGGGCACGCGGUGAGCGUUCGGAUGGUUCCGACUCACUAGCGAUCCAGCUAGCACCGGCUUCCGCAUGGCCGGAAAUGCACGUGCUGGUGCUAGUUGUAAGUGAUCGUAAAAAAGCUACCGCUUCUACGCAUGGAAUGGCCACCAGCGUUAAAACGUCCGACUUGCUCAAACAUCGUGCUUCCGUAUGCGUACCGGAACGUGUAAAGUUGGUUCAGAAGGCAAUCGCUCAAAAAGACUUUGACACGUUCGGGCGUAUUGCAAUGAAGGAUAGCAACCAAUUCCACGCCAUAUGUUUGGACACCUAUCCACCGUGCUUCUACAUGAACGAUGUGUCACGGACCAUCAUCCGGCUGGUGGAUCAAAUCAAUAGUCUUGCCGGGGAAAACGCGCCCAUUAAGGUCGCGUACAGCUUCGAUGCCGGUCCGAACGCGUGCCUGUUCCUGCUGGAGAAAGAUAUGGCCGAAGUGUCGGCCAUCGUGCGUCGUGUCUUUCCGUUCACUGAAAGUACGGCAGACGAGUACUAUAAAGGCAUUCCGAAUGAUGAGGCAGCCAUGCAGGCCGUCCCGGCAAGUGUGCUGGAAACGUUUGCCGUUGAAGAACCGAACCUGUUACGCUACAUUAUUCACACGAAGGUUGGCGAAGGACCGAAACGCGUUGAUUAAGCGUGCAAAGGUGGCUUACAAGUUUAUUUAUUACCUAUCAAUCUACUUUCGGUGGUGAUUUCAUUGCUUCCAGGGCCUUUUUGUGAGGUUAACUUUAUUUAUUUACUUACAUGGGAAGAGCUUAAUGGGGGUUUGCAAUAAAAUGAACAGCAAGAAAA
Anopheles stephensi (Asian malaria mosquito) is the source of this 1431-nucleotide messenger RNA. It is a transcript of the gene Mvd, whose product is annotated as diphosphomevalonate decarboxylase. Gene Ontology annotation, molecular function: ATP binding; diphosphomevalonate decarboxylase activity. The record is from RefSeq and is a predicted model, not a curated record. Gene Ontology annotation, cellular component: cytosol. Gene Ontology annotation, biological process: isopentenyl diphosphate biosynthetic process, mevalonate pathway; isoprenoid biosynthetic process. The coding region runs from base 128 to 1273 and encodes 381 amino acids. The transcript has 6 exons. Lineage: Eukaryota; Metazoa; Arthropoda; Insecta; Diptera; Culicidae.